This is a messenger RNA of Macaca mulatta (Rhesus monkey), 911 nucleotides long. Its product is annotated as hemoglobin subunit delta-like. The record is from RefSeq and is a predicted model, not a curated record. NCBI's taxonomy places the organism in Eukaryota, Metazoa, Chordata, Mammalia, Primates, Cercopithecidae. Gene Ontology annotation, molecular function: hemoglobin alpha binding; heme binding; peroxidase activity. Gene Ontology annotation, cellular component: blood microparticle; hemoglobin complex; haptoglobin-hemoglobin complex. Gene Ontology annotation, biological process: oxygen transport; hydrogen peroxide catabolic process.
GGAGACAAAAAUCCCUAUAGACAAAGGAGAACGUUAUAUUGAGUUAACUUGUUAAAACAUCUGCUUCUAGACACGUUUUCUUAGUAUAAAGUGACAGAAACAAAUAAAUUAAACUCUAAGAUACAUUCCACUAUAUUAGACUAAAACACUUCUGCAUAAAUGAAACUAGGAGGAUAUUUUUAGAAACAACUGCUAAAGAGAUGUGCUGGAGAGAUAUGUAGAGGAGAACAGGAUUUCUGAGUCAAGACACACAUGACAGAACAGCCAAUUUCAGGGCAAGGUAAGGGAACAGUGGAAUGAAGGUUCAUUUUUCAUUCUCACAAACCAAUGAAACCCUGCUUAUCUUAAACCAACCUGCUCACUGGAGUAGGGAGGACAGGACCAGCAUAAAAGGGAGAGCAGAGCCAACUGUUGCUUAUACUUGCUUCUGACAUAACCGUGUUCACUAGCAACCUCAAACAGACACUAUGGUGCAUCUGACUCCUGAGGAGAAGACUGUUGUCAGUGCCCUGUGGGGCAAAGUGAAUGUGGAUGCAGUUGGUGGUGAGGCCCUGGGCAGGUUACUGGUAGUCCACCCUUGGACCCAGAGAUUCUUUGAGUCUUUUGGGGAUCUGUCCUCUCCUGCUGCUGUUAUGGGCAACCCUAAGGUGAAGGCUCAUGGCAAGAAGGUGCUAGGCGCCUUUAGUGAUGGCCUGGCUCACUUGGACAACCUCAAGGGCACUUUUUCCCAGCUGAGUGAGCUGCACUGUGACAAGCUGCACGUGGAUCCUGGGAACUUCAGGCUCCUGGGCAAUGUGCUGGUGUGUAUGCUGGCCCACAACUUUGACAAGGAAUUCAUCCUACAGGUGCAGGCUGCCUAUCAGAAGGUGGUGGCUGGUGUGGCUAAUGCCCUGGCUCACAAGUACCAUUGA